Messenger RNA from Rotaria sordida, 1836 nucleotides. The record is from the annotation of a GenBank genome assembly. Lineage: Eukaryota; Metazoa; Rotifera; Eurotatoria; Philodinida; Philodinidae.
AUGCCAAAUAUUGCUGCUCUUCAUGAAAUUUACGCAACCGAUCCAAAUGCUCUUUCGACUACCAUCAACGACAUUUAUGAUCGUAUUGAAUGUGAAGGCUUGAAUCCUGUAUGGAUUGCACUUAUUCCUCGUGAAAAAACUCUAGCUCGAAUACAGCAAUUGUCGCUUCUUCCAGAAGGAGAUCGAAGAAAAUUGCCACUUUUUGGUAUUCCAUUUGCUGUGAAAGACAAUAUGGAUGUGGCUGGGUUGGGGACCGCAGCUGCAUGCCCAACAUUUGCUCGUACACCAGCAACUGAAAGCGCACCUGUUGUUGUGAAACUUGAGCAAGCAGGUGCUAUUCUCGUCGGUAAAACCAAUAUGGAUCAGUUUGCCACAGGUCUCGUAGGCACACGUACGCCGUAUGGUGUCUGUGCCAGUGUCUUUAAUUCGAAUUACAUCUCAGGUGGCUCAAGUUCAGGUUCAGCCGUAGCAGUGGCCAGUGGUUUGGUUACAUUUGCGUUAGGAACGGAUACAGCCGGGUCAGGACGUAUACCGGCAAUGUUCAAUAAUGUGAUUGGACUAAAACCGACACGUGGAUUACUAAGUACGUGCGGUGUAGUACCGGCUUGUCGUACUCUUGACUGUGUUUCUAUCUUGACGGAAACGGCAUCGGAUGCUUCAAUUGUUCUGGCAGUUGCACGUGGUUUCGAUGAGCUGGAUCCCUAUUCGCGUGUACCAUCUGCUUCGUCUGGUGCAGCGCCAUGGAGUAUCGCGCCAAUCUUUCGCUUUGCUAUACCAACACUUGAAACUCGUGAAUUCUUUGGUGAUGUUCAUAAUCCUACGCUUUUUCAAAAAGCAAUCGACGUAAUUAAGCGUGAUCUUGGUGGUGAACCAGUAGAUAUUGAUCUUACACCUUUCUUAGCUGCGGGCAAUCUGCUCUAUAAAGGUCCGUGGGUAGCUGAGCGAUACACGGCCGUCGGUCAAUUCAUCGAGCAACAUGCAAAAGAUAUCGAUCCAACAGUAUACACCAUUAUUACUAAGGCAAAAGAUUAUACAGCAGUUGAUACAUUUAAUGGCGUUUAUGAACUCGAAAGACUAAAGAAAAAAAUUCAUAUGUUAUGGAAAAAAUUCGAUAUUCUUCUAGUUCCAACUGCGCCACGAACUUAUACUAUCGACGAGAUUGCUAAAGCACCGAUCGAGCGUAACAGUCAUCUCGGAUACUAUACGAAUUUUGUAAAUCUACUCGAUCUCGCAGCCAUUUCUGUUCCUGCUGGUAUACGUCCCGAUGGUCUGCCUUUUGGUGUUACUCUGAUCGGAGCAGCGUUCACUGAUACGGCUCUCCUGUUACUUGGAGAUCGUAUACAUCGUGCACUUGCUACUAAUCUUGGUGGAUCUACGCGUCCUUUGGCAAAUACACCGAAAUUGUUGCCAACUGAAUGUAAUUCUAUGUCUUCAAACUGCUUCCUUAUUGCGGUUGUCGGUGCGCAUCUGUCUGGUCAACCACUCAACUACCAGCUUACAGAACGCAACGCUCGACUCGUGCGCACUUGCCGUACUCGUCACGACUAUCAACUUUACGUGCUCAAGGGUUCCGUGCCACUCAAGCCUGGUCUAGUACGCGUCACAGAUUUCAAAGGACCUGGUAUUGAACUUGAAAUUUGGGCACUUCCUGCUGACGGUGCACCUAGCUUUAUUAGUAUGGUUCCACCACCACUUUCUAUAGGCAAUAUUUUUCUUGAAGAUGGAUGUAUCGUCAAGGGAUUUCUGGUAGAACCAUCCGCUCUGGACAGUGCGCAGGAUAUCACACAUAUGGGUGGAUGGAGAGCUUAUCUCGAUAGCAUGAACUUGCAUGUAUAA